Molecule: messenger RNA, 3194 nt
Organism: Sebastes umbrosus (honeycomb rockfish)
Lineage: Eukaryota; Metazoa; Chordata; Actinopteri; Perciformes; Sebastidae
Gene: plcd1a
Product: phospholipase C, delta 1a
Exons: 15
Coding region: 206-2464 (752 amino acids)
Biological process (GO): phosphatidylinositol-mediated signaling; lipid metabolic process
Molecular function (GO): calcium ion binding; phosphatidylinositol-4,5-bisphosphate phospholipase C activity
Source: RefSeq, a predicted model, not a curated record
GUGGACUAGAAGAGCCUGAUGGGCUGGCACUAACUGCGCAUUGUGAGCUCAAAAGGGGACGCAGGUCAGAUCUUUCUCUACAUAUACAUAUGACAGACACACAAGCUUCAUGGUCGUGAUAACUCCUGUAAUAUAGCCAACACUGCUCUGUAGGAGAAGAGGACUUUAGCCCGGCGCAUGGUGGUUUAUUUUGACUGGAAUCAGAAUGGAGUUAAAUGGCACAGCUGGAAAACAUGGUUUGGAGGGAGAUCCAGAUCUACAGUUCCUGCUGGUCGGCGGUGACCUGCUCAAGAUUCGCUCGACCUCCUGGAAGAAGAACCGCUUCUUCAAACUGCAGGAGGACUGCAAGACGCUGUGGCACGAGUCCAAAAAAACAUUCAGGCGAAACCAGACUUUCUCCAUCGAUGACAUUGACUCAGUGCGUAAGGGCCGUCAGUCUGAGGGGCUCAACAAACACACCGAGCCCAGUGCUGAAGAGCUGUGCUUCUCCAUCAUCUUCAAGGGCCGCAAGAAAAACCUCGACCUGAUGGCGGCCAACGGGCAGGAGACGAAACAGUGGGUCAACGGCCUGGACAAGCUCAUCCACAACAUGCGCAACCUCAGCCGCCAGCAGAAGAGUGAGCAUUGGAUCAUCAACUGCAUGCGGAAAGCAGACAAGAACGAGGACAAUAAGAUGACCCUGAAGGAGCUGAAGCACUUCCUGAGACAGAUCAACGUCGAAGUGGACGACGCUUAUGCAGUGGACAUCUUCAAUAAAUGUGACAAGUCCAAUUCAGGCUCCCUGGAGGGCCCAGAGAUCGAGCACUUCUACGACCUGCUGACGCACCGCGAGGAGGUAGAUGUGAUUUAUGAGGAGUGCGCUCAAACGGACGGUCAGAUGAGCGCCAGAGACCUGCUGAACUUCCUGUUGAAUCAGCAGAGGGAGCAGGCGACCAUGGAGGACGCUCUCAAGCUGAUUGAAAAAUACGAGGUGGAUGGGACAGCGAAGCAGAAGAAGCACUUGACCAAAGACGGCUUCCUGAUGUACCUGCACCAGGAGGAGUGCUCCAUCCUCAACCCGGCCCACAAACAGGUGUAUCAGGACAUGCACCAGCCCCUCAACCAUUACUACAUCUCCUCCUCACACAACACAUACCUGAUGGAAGAUCAACUCAAAGGACCCAGCAGCACAGAAGCCUACAUCAAAGCACUGAUGAAGAGCUGUCGCUGUGUGGAGCUGGACUGUUGGGACGGGGCUAACGGCGAGCCCGUCAUUUACCACGGCUACACGCUCACAUCCAAAGUGCUCUUCAGAGACGUCAUCAAAGUCAUCAACGAUUACGCCUUCAAAACGUCUGACUACCCAGUGAUCCUGUCCCUGGAGAACCACUGCACCGUGGAACAGCAGAAGCUCAUGGCUCAUUAUUUGAUCUCCAUCCUGGGUGAUGCUUUGGUCACAAAGCCUCUGGGCAACACCAUGCCCACCAACUUCCCCUCACCUGAGGAGCUGAAGGGCAAGUUCCUCGUCAAGGGGAAGCGAUUGAACAAACUGGAUGCUGCCUUCAGCAAUGACAAUACCAUCGAGGAAGACACCGUGUCCGAGGAGGACGAGGCUGCAGAUAACAAGGAGAACGGCGGAAAAACCAAAUCAAAGAAAUCAAAAAUCAAACUUGCCAAAGCGCUCUCAGACAUCGUCCUCUACUGCAAGAGUGUUCAUUUUAGUGGCUUCGAACACGCCAAGGAAAACCAGGCCUUCUACGAGAUGUCGUCCUUCAAGGAGAGUAAAGCGUUCAACCUGGCCGACACUUCAGGGACCGCCUAUACCCAUCACAACAUGGACAAACUCAGUAGGAUCUACCCCGCGGGCUCCAGGACCGACUCCUCCAACUAUAACCCAGUGCCCAUGUGGAACGUUGGCUGCCAGAUAGUGGCGCUGAACUUCCAGACUCCCGCCAAGGAGAUGCACCUAAACCAGGGUCGGUUUCUGCCAAACGGUCUUUGCGGCUACGUCCUGAAACCCGAAUUUCAGAGAGUCCUGUCCUCCCAGUUUGAUCCCAGCACGCUUUCCAAUGGGCCCUGGCUACAGAGGAAGACCUUUAGUGUGAUGGUGAUCUCAGCUCAGCAGUUACCUAAACUCAACAAGGACAAACAGAAGUCCAUCGUUGACCCUCUGGUGAGAGUGGAGAUCUACGGCGUCCCAGCAGACAACGCCAGCAAGGAGACACACUACAUCGAUAACAAUGGGUUCAACCCGAUGUGGAACGAGACCUUCACGUUUGACAUCCAAGUCCCAGAGCUGGCCAUGCUGCGGUUUGUGGCGGAGGACUAUGACUCAACAUCCCAGAAUGAUCUCAUUGGGCAGUACUGUCUACCGCUCACCAGCGUACAGAACGGGUAUCGCCACAUCCCGCUGCUCACCAAGCGAGGUGACGUCAUCUGCUCUGCAGGACUGUUUGUGCAUCUCAUGCUCAUAGACGCCGAGUAGGCUCGCUUGGUUUGGAAAAACCUUCAAGGAAAUUCUAAAAGAAUUUGUCCAGUUUUAAAGCUAAAUAUAAUUUAACUCUGAUCAAAUAUGUUUGUCUUCUUGCCAAGGUGCCGACUCAUCGAUGUCUGCGUAACACUUUUUCCUGUCAUUGUAUAAUUGUAGCUUUUUUUAAAAAAAGUAUGGUUGAGAGUAACAAAGAAAGAGUGAAUGAAAACUGUGAAUGAAAGAGCAAAGUAUUUAAAGAAACUGUGUUUGCCGUAUCGGGGCGAAGUACAAUAAUUGGAGGAGUAAAGUGUGGAUUCCAGUUUAAGAUAUUUCUGAAUAGUAUUUUAACUUUGUUUUUAUAGAUUUCUUGAGGCUUUAUAUUUCCCUUCAGAAUCAUACAAAUCAUGUAAACACAACAAGCACUCAACUGUUUAAAAGACUCCUCUCAUUUUAGUUCUAUAAUGAUGUUGGUCUCUGUUUGUGCCCAUUGAGAGAGCCACUGUGUUGAGGUGUCCAUUCAUUUUGAUGAAUGCUCCACAAUGUUUUUCAGUGUUUUUAUUUUUUAACAAACUUCCUUUUGACAAUAAUAUGAUGAGCAAGAUCAAGAAAUUAACUGUAUCAUACACGAAUAUGCUCUUAACACAUUGAACCUUAAUUCACCUUAUCAAGUAUUUCAUGUCAAACAAAUCUUUUUAAUUUAUCUGCAUUUGCACUAGCUCUCAAAUAAAACCAGCAGAGUCUCUGA